AUAGAUGUCUACAGCAAGGUGCUUUAGCCCGUACAACUGCAUCCACGCAAAUGAACGAUCAGUCAUCAAGAUCCCACGCAAUAUUUACAAUUUUAAUAAGAAGGCAACGUUUAAUUACAUCGGGAAGUGAAUACGUAAAAGAUGACCUGGAAACAUUAACAUCAAAAUUUCAUUUUGUUGACUUGGCUGGAUCAGAAAGAAUGAAACGUACCGGAGCUACAGGCGAGAGGGCACGUGAAGGUAUUUCAAUUAACAGUGGAUUAUUGGCAUUAGGAAAUUGUAUUUCCGCAUUGGGAGAUAAAACAAAGAAAAUUUUACAUGUUCCGUAUAGAGAUUCUAAACUCACCAGAUUACUUCAGGACUCAUUAGGCGGUAAUAGUCAGACAAUUAUGAUUGCAUGCAUAUCACCCAGUGAUUGCGAUUUUAUGGAAACUUUAAAUACUCUAAAGUAUGCAAAUAGAGCCAGGAACAUUAAAAAUAAAGUACAAGUAAACCAGGAUCAAAAUUCCCGCACAAUUUCCCAGUUACGCAGAGAAGUGGCGUCACUUCAAUUAGAGCUUUUAGAAAUAAAGCAAUAAAAGGAUCGAUUACACCAUCCGACACUCAAUAUUAGACACGAACCAGAUGAUAUGUAUAAAUCUAAAACUAGAUCAAAAUCUCAAAGUACAUUUUUAAAAAAUUAUUUCAAAUACUUCUGUAUUCUUGAAAUUCAACAAAUAAACACAUAUU
Molecule: messenger RNA, 729 nt
Organism: Lucilia cuprina (Australian sheep blowfly)
Lineage: Eukaryota; Metazoa; Arthropoda; Insecta; Diptera; Calliphoridae
Product: kinesin-like protein KIF21B
Exons: 2
Coding region: 51-578 (175 amino acids)
Biological process (GO): mitotic spindle organization; microtubule-based movement
Molecular function (GO): ATP binding; microtubule motor activity; microtubule binding
Source: RefSeq, a predicted model, not a curated record